AUGACCAACCAAAGAUUAUACAUAGAAAAGAAAGAUACAAUUGUCAACUUAUCAAUUGAUAAUAAUAACAACCACUAUAAGUUCAACAUUGAACAACAAAACCAACAAGACAGUGCCAAAGAUGACGUAAUCACAAUUCCUUCACAACUUCCCAAUUAUUUAACUUCACCCAAUCAAGUGUUUAUUAUAGACUCAAUUAAAUCAGGUACUGGUAGAUCCUCAUCAUCACUGAAUGAUAUUUAUCAUACAAUUAUAAAUCCAUUAUUCAAAUUAUUAGAUAUCAAUUAUCAAUACUUCAAAACAAUUUCAUCUAAAUCCAUAUCUAAAUUUGCCAAUCAAUUCAAUCCCCAGUAUGCAUCAACUAUCAUAUUUAUAAGUGGAGAUACUUCAAUAAACGAAUUCAUAAAUGGAUUACCCACUGGUACCACCAAUGACAACAACAAAAUCUCCAUAUUCCCAAUCCCGAAUGGAACAGGAAACAGUCUUGCAUUAUCCUUAAACCUCCAAGAUCAAUUACUGGCACUCACAACAUUAUUAACCUCCACUAAUCCUCCUCACCCACUCCAUCUCUACACCAUACAAUUCCCUACUGGUUCAUACCUUUCGCUUCACAAUGAAAAGCACUCAGAAAUCACUCAUAAACUAAACUUCCUCGUGGUAUUCUCAUGGGCAUUUCAUGCUUCAUUGGUAGCAGAUAGUGAUACUCCAGAACUUCGAAAGCAUGGAUUGGAAAGAUUUAAGAUCGCUGCCGCGAAUAACUUAAAUCAGGAACAGAAAUAUGAUGCUGAAUGUUAUAUUAACUCCAAAAAGAUUGAUGGCCCAUUUGCGUAUUGGUUAGUAACUGGUUCUGAUAGGUUUGAACCUACGUUUGAAAUAUCUCCACAUAGUGACAUUUUAGAAAAUGGAUUUUAUUUGGUUGCAUUUAAGACUGGACAAGAUAUAAUGAAAAUAAUGUAUCAGGUGUAUGAUAAAGGAAAUCAUAUCAAUAAUCCAGAUGUGAUUUAUGAAAAACUUAUACCGGGAGAUGAAAUUAUUUUAAAGACCAAGAAUUCAAGUUCGAUAAGAAAGAGAAGGUUUUGUUUAGAUGGAAGUAUAAUUGUCUUACCUGAACAAGAAGAACAUGAGAUAAAAAUACAAAUUGGAGAUUAUAUUCAUAAUAAUUGGCAAUUUUUUAUUAUACACUAG
Molecule: messenger RNA, 1185 nt
Organism: Hemisphaericaspora subhashii
Lineage: Eukaryota; Fungi; Ascomycota; Pichiomycetes; Serinales; Debaryomycetaceae
Exons: 1
Coding region: 1-1185 (394 amino acids)
Biological process (GO): sphingosine biosynthetic process
Cellular component (GO): membrane; cytoplasm; intracellular membrane-bounded organelle
Source: RefSeq, a predicted model, not a curated record